AUGGAGUUUCCCGAGAGAACUUAUCUUGUGAAUGAUAAAGCCACCAAGAUGUACGCCUUCACACUGGACAGUGUGGAACUCCAGCCGAAACCUGUGAAUAAAGACCAAUGUCCUGGAGAAGGGCCCGAGGGGCUGGAGUCAGGAGGCUACCAUUGCCAUAGCAACUCCAAGGCUGUGGAGGACAGAGUGAAUGAGAAGACCCAUGCCAAGUGGAAGCUCUGUGCUGCGUCAGUGAUAUGCUUUGUGUUCAUGAUUGCAGAGGUCAUGGGUGGGCACAUCGCCGGGAGUCUCGCUGUUGUCACGGAUGCCGCCCACCUCCUAAUUGACCUGACCAGUUUCCUGCUCAGCCUCUUCUCCCUGUGGCUGUCAUCGAAGCCACCAUCCAAGCAGCUGACGUUUGGAUGGCACCGAGCAGAGAUCUUUGGUGCCCUGCUGUCCGUCCUGUGCAUCUGGGUAGUGACUGGCGUGUUGGUGUACCUUGCGUAUGACCGUCUGCUGCACCCCAAUUAUCAAAUCCAGGCAACCGUGAUGAUUAUCGUCUCGGCCUGUGCAGUGGCAGCCAACAUUGUAAUAACUAUGGUUUUACACCAACGAUGCCUUGGUCACAGUCACAAGGAAGGGCAAGCAAAUGCCAGUGUCAGAGCAGCUUUUAUACAUGCCCUUGGAGAUCUAUUUCAGAGCUUCAGUGUGCUGAUCAGCGCACUUAUUAUCUACUUUAAACCAGACUACAAAAUAGCCGACCCAAUCUGCACAUUUAUCUUUUCCAUCCUGGUUUUGGCCAGCACCAUCACGAUCUUAAAGGACUUUUCCAUCUUGCUUAUGGAAGGUGUGCCGAAGGGCUUGAAUUAUGAUGGUGUGAAAGAGCUCAUCCUGGCUGUCGAUGGGGUGGUGUCAGUGCACAGCCUGCACAUCUGGUCUCUAACAAUGAACCAAGUCAUUCUCUCGGCUCAUGUUGCUGCAGCAGCCAGCCGGGACAGCAGCAUUGUUCGAAGAGAGAUUGCUAGAGCCCUCAGCAAAAGCUUUACCGUACACUCCCUCACCAUUCAGAUGGAGUCCCCAGCUGACCAGGACCCUGACUGCCUUUUCUGUGAAGACCCCCGUGACUAG
Molecule: messenger RNA, 1107 nt
Organism: Nycticebus coucang (slow loris)
Lineage: Eukaryota; Metazoa; Chordata; Mammalia; Primates; Lorisidae
Gene: SLC30A8
Product: solute carrier family 30 member 8
Exons: 8
Coding region: 1-1107 (368 amino acids)
Biological process (GO): zinc ion transmembrane transport; response to glucose; insulin secretion
Cellular component (GO): plasma membrane
Molecular function (GO): zinc ion transmembrane transporter activity
Source: RefSeq, a predicted model, not a curated record